GUAAUAACGGUUUCCGUCCAGCAGAUGUCACUAUCGGCCCAAACGACGCCUGCUGAAAAUACCGGUUUGGUUUGUGCUUAUCUUUCAGAAAUUAUAGCACGAGGACACACAGUUGUUAAGUUUGGAAAGGAUGCUUCAUUCUCUUGUACACUGUCAGACGCGUCUGGCGUCAAACAAGUCACCUGGCAGCGGGUGCGAGACCAGGAACCGGUACAAACUCUGGCUACAUUCAGCGAGCUCUUCAAACAACAUGUGGAUGAUCAAUAUGUUGGAAAAGUCACUUUUACCGCGGCGUCAGUUAAUUCAACGUCCAUUGAGAUCAAAAACGCAACAUUUGAAGAUGAGGCUUGCUACAUUUGUUCCUUCAAAGUGUAUCCAUUCCAACCUAAACGACAAACCUUGUGCCUCGCUGUUAAAGGUAUUUCAGAAAUAACAGCAUCAGUGAAUCCUGCACUCAGUUCUGAUCCAGAUGUUGUAGUCUCAUGUUCAGCCACUGGUAAACCAACUCCAACUAUCCAAUGGAAAUCUGCAGAGAAAGAGCUCGACAACUUUAGGUCAAGUAAUUUUACAACUCUCAACAAAGACAGCUCAACCACCAUUACAAGCAACCUCACGGUUCCACUGUCACAGUUUCAUGGGAAGUACGUGGAAUGUGUGGCUCAGAGUGACAGCAUGGAGAAGAGCGGCCAAAUCUAUGUGCCUGAAGUAGAAUAUAAAGAGAAUAAAGUCACAAUAAGAAAUUAUAUCAUUCCCAUGCUGGUUGUGGUUAUCAUGAGUAUUGCCAUUAUUGCUACCUACCUUCACACAAAGUUAAGUGAUAAAGAUCAAAAAUCUGCUUGUCUGGUUUGAACUACUGCGCAGCAGCUACUUUAUUCAGAAUUUACACAUCUUUCUGAUGCAUUUUUUUUCAUCUGCUAAAAAAAGUCACUUCCUGUUUACAUUAGUGAAUAAGCUAAUUUUUAAUAUAAUGGUAUAAAUAUUAUCUGUUCACCUGAGAACGUCUGUAUUUUUCCACAAUUUCUAUAUCCUGCAUCUGCAUUUUAAGUUCUUUCUUGUAACAUUCUGUAUUGUUUAUUGUUGUGAGAUUUGUCUUUAGGAUUUUAAACAGGUCUGUUACAGGCAGCUUUCUAAGAGUAAUAUGCUUUUAAUCUGUUGUAAACUUUAAGCUGUUUGGUAUUUAUUGUGUUUGUGCUACCAAUUUAAAAUGAAUAUAUCAAAUUUGUUUUUGUGCAUUUCUUGUUUUAUAUAUAUAUAUAUAAAAUUUAAACUUUUGUAUUAGUGGAAUUUGUUUGGUUUUUGAGUUUUAUACAUCACACAGUAGAAUAUAUAUUUUUCUACGCUAUGUAUGGCGUGUGAGUCCUUAGGUGUUCAUGUCAAUUACUGAAACUCACAGAACCAGACAUGAAACUGUGCAAGCCACAAAAUGCUUUAGCAAACAUCUUUUGCACUAAUCUACAACAUACUGGCAUGCUGUUCAGCAAAGCUACAGGUCACCUGUUCAUAAUGCUCAAAGUUCUGAAAUAAAACAUAUUUGUUGAACUCAAA
This is a messenger RNA of Cyprinus carpio (common carp), 1545 nucleotides long. Its product is annotated as OX-2 membrane glycoprotein-like. NCBI's taxonomy places the organism in Eukaryota, Metazoa, Chordata, Actinopteri, Cypriniformes, Cyprinidae. Gene Ontology annotation, molecular function: cell-cell adhesion mediator activity. The record is from RefSeq and is a predicted model, not a curated record.